Messenger RNA from Zea mays, 718 nucleotides. RefSeq lists its product as uncharacterized. The record is from RefSeq and is marked validated. Gene Ontology annotation, biological process: endoplasmic reticulum unfolded protein response. Lineage: Eukaryota; Viridiplantae; Streptophyta; Magnoliopsida; Poales; Poaceae. Gene Ontology annotation, cellular component: endoplasmic reticulum.
GGCCCUGGCAAUUCACGCACCUCGCGUGCACACAGACACAGGCAGGCACACAGCGCAAUCACCGUCUCGCCUCGCAGUCGUACUCACGGUCUUGCACACACCCGUCCCCAUCCUCUUCCGGUGUCGCCAUCCCCUCCGUCGACCGCCGCGUCCGGCCGCGGCAACCCGACCUGUGUCAAUCGCCAUGACUACCUCAAGGCGUCUUGCUGAUAGGAAGAUAUCACGAUUUGAGAAGAAUAUCACAAAGAGGGGCUCUGUUCCUGAGACAGCCAAGAAGGCAAACGAUUAUCCUGUUGGGCCUAUUCUUCUUGGGUUCUUUGUCUUCGUGGUUGUUGGAUCAUCUCUCUUUCAGAUCAUCAAGACAGCAUCAAACGCUGGUCUAUUCUGAGGUGAAUCGGUUGACACAUGCAGUUUGUCACUAGAAACUAUACAAGUGUAGGGCGUGGCUUAAUGUCGCCUUUUUAAUGUUGUACCGUGGAGAGUUUUAAGUUAUAUAUGUAAUGGAAGUGCUAAUUUAAGUCACCUGUCUGACAGGAAAGAUGUUGGAGUAGUCCAUAAUACAUAUCGAGUAUAGUUAUAGUUCGUGUUAAAUAUUUCUAUGCUCAAAUUGGUCGCAUCAUUGGGCUAUUGUACUCUUCGAUUUAUCGAGUAAUUUGGUAAUCUUUCGCAGAAUUUUCGUCUUGGGUUUGCCCCGAGCCCAUGAGAGGUUAGUGUGGUC